Molecule: messenger RNA, 516 nt
Organism: Homarus americanus (American lobster)
Lineage: Eukaryota; Metazoa; Arthropoda; Malacostraca; Decapoda; Nephropidae
Product: keratinocyte proline-rich protein-like
Exons: 2
Coding region: 1-516 (171 amino acids)
Source: RefSeq, a predicted model, not a curated record
AUGCCAGGUACCCAGUGUCAUACCCAGUACCCAGUGCCAUCCCCAGUACCCAAUGUCAUACCCAGUACAGUGUUCUACCGGCACCCAGUGCCAUGUCCAGUACCCAAUGUCAUACAGUACCCAGUGUCCUACCCAGUACCCAGUGUAUACCCAGGCACCCAGUGUCAUGCCCACCCAGAGCCAUGCCCAGCACCCAGUGUCAUACCAUUACCCAGCGCCAUGCUCAGCACCCAGUGUCAUGCCCAGCACCCAGUGUCAGCACCCAGUAUCCAGUAUCAAACCCAGUACCCAGUAUCCAGAUCAUACCCAAUACCCAGGGUCAUGCCCAGUACCCAGUGGACAAUUAGCACCCAGUGUCAUGCCCAGUACCCAGUAUCCAUUGUCCUAUCCAGUAUCCAGUGUCAUGCCCAGCACCCAGUAUUAUACCCAGAACCCAGUAUCCAGUGUCCCACCCAGUACCAAGUGUCAUGCCCAACGCCCAUCACCCAGUGGCAUGCCCAGUACCCAGUGUCAUGA